Molecule: messenger RNA, 2130 nt
Organism: Paramisgurnus dabryanus
Lineage: Eukaryota; Metazoa; Chordata; Actinopteri; Cypriniformes; Cobitidae
Source: RefSeq, a predicted model, not a curated record
UUCUAUCCUGAGAGUAGUCAAUACAUUAUGUGUUCAGAAAAAGGAACGAAAACAAUCAGACCUCUGUAGCAGCUGCAGGACAGUACAAACUCCGACCAAUCACUGCCAUGCGGUGCGAAUGUAAAGAACCAAUCAGAUGCCUUCAUGUCUCGUGCCCGAGCCCCACUGCGCGCGCUGCCCUGCGUGCACUAAUCACGUCACCGUUCCCUGAAAUAUUCAGUCUCACUACACGGAGUAAGCUGGAGUUUGCGGCACCGGCACAAUGGAAGAUAAAAAGCAGCCAAAACUUCCACUGCCAGCUUUGCUGGUAACUGCUCGCCCUACUAAAAAACCUAGAAAACGAAAAUCUGAGGCAGAAAAGGCUGCAACUAAACAGGCACUGGAUAAAGCCAGAGGACAAACUCGCGUAAACAUCGGUGGAGCAUUUGAACGGUGGAGACAACUGAGGGAGUUGAAGGGCCUGAAAAGCGAUGCCGAGGUUGCGGUCUUUCUGCUGAACAGCUACGAGAUGGAUCUAUCAACUUCCACGCCUGCGAAACACAGAUUGAUGAGACCCCCUCCCCCACCUGUCUCAUCUAUUGUUGCUGAGUCUCUGUCCGACCGAGAUGAUGACUUCUCAGUAGCUGGCGUUGAGGAGUUAAACAUUAGCUGCCCAGAGGAAACAGCUCUCCAGCAAUUGGAUGCAAGUAUGUCGUCGCUGGACAUAAGCAUUGAUGUUGUUGAUGCAGAUGAUUUUAAUGACAUCCGAAACUCCAUCAUUGACUGGGAAGAUGAAGACGUCACCUGGAAUCCUGAUAUGGACACACAGUCUGUGUCAUCAUUAGAAGAUGUAACCAGGGAACUGGACUCAGAUGAUGAUGACAGUGAUGAUGCAGAUUUUAGGCCUCGUAUUUGUGUUAGGACUGGUGGUGCUCUGAAAACUCCAAUUUGCUUGGAAUCACUGCCAGAAAUCAACAUGGAGGACACUGUGCAUGAUGCUACAGACAAUGCCCCAGAUAAAACUAUGGCUGACAUGCCAACACUCCCAGAAGCAGCAAAAGUCAUGGUCGUUGAUGAUAUUAUUGGCCAUCCUGCAUCCAUUGCUUAUCACGACAGCCUGAAGCAGCUUGCCGAGUAUCUCCUUCUCCCUGUCAGCAUGUGUUCUGCCAAGGACCCAAACAGUAAGGCUGAAUGCCGGGCACCUGCACCGUUUGAAAUCAAUGUCAGGUCCAGGGGAACAGCUGCUGUCGUUGAAUGGAUGUGUCCUCGUGGUCACACAGUUUGGAAGUGGGCUUCCCAGCCCAUUUUAAAAUAUGGGAUGCUAGCUGGAGACUUCAUGCUUUCCACUAAUAUCCUGCUGUCGGGCAACAACUACGCCAAGAUCUCACUAUUGUUUAAGUUUAUGAACAUGGGGAUGGUGGAGAGGUCAACAUUCUUUAGGAUCCAGGACUCCUACUGUGUGGACACUAUAAAGGAGUUCUGGGAUGAGAAGAGAGCUGCAGUCAUCACCCAGCUCAAGUCAAAAGGGCCAGUUGUAGCAUUGGGAGAUGCUCGCAUGGAUAGUCCAGGAUUCUGUGCACAGUAUUGCACAUACAGUGUCAUGGACAAUGGAUCCAAACAGAUAAUAUGCAUGGUCAACAUCGACAAGCGUGAACCAUGCGGAAUUCUGUUAUCAUGGAGAAGGAGGGCUUCAUGGGGGCAUUUGAUAAACUAUGUGAAGAACUCAACAUUGAAGAAUUCUGCACGGAUGCUCAUUCUCAGAUAUCAGCCCUCUUCAAUAACAAAGGGAAAUAUAAAGACUGCGGCGUACGACACACCCUGGACAUGUGGCAUGGGUCCAAAAGUUUGGGCAAAAGAAUUAAUGCGGCAGGACAGCAAAGGGGGUGCACCAUCCUUCAGAUGUGGAGUAAGGACAUCUGCAACCACUUCUGGUAUUGCUGCAAGACUGCAGAUACAUAUGAAGAUUUUUUUGACAUGUGGGCUGGACUACUUCACCAUGUGACAGGAGAACAUGCGUGGGCCCUUGGAGCCUGUCAGCAUGGUCCCUUGGUGGAGGACAGAGAGAAGGAGUGGAUCCAGAAGGGUUCUGUGGCACACCAGAGACUGACAGAAGUGGUGCUUGAUGCACGCUGGCUAAAGAGCAUACACAAA